AUGGCUUCCGAUUCUUGGAUGGUGCUCGAGCGACCAAGUGGUGCUCCGUACUGGGAAGUCCAACGACAUUACACACCGGGAACUCGCCCGCCAUCUCAACAACCAAAACAGCCGCCUCCACAGCCCGUGACCGACCUCGUCGACGUCCUCCGGACUAAAUCCAUCAAGAAAUACGAAGAAGCAUGGAAAGACAUGGUCGAGGUCCAAAAGCACGAACACGCGUCACAGAAAUGCGCCGACGUCGCCAACGAGAUCGACACGGCGCUCGAGGCGUCGUCCGAGGUCCUGCCCGCCCGGUUUUUCAACACGCCCGCCUGUCGACUGUUGAGGAGAGAGUCGAUGGAGAACAGGGACAGGUCCGAGCGCGAGUUCCAGGAGGCCCUCACCGAGCAUUACAAGGCGUCGUACGAGAAGGGCCAGGCGGAGACGUACAAGGAGGACGCGCAGACGUUGGAGGACGAGCUGAAGAAAAAGAAGAAGAAGUGCUGCGAGGAUAAAUGCUGCGCCAACUGCCGCAGGAAGCCGCCCACCAUCGUCGUGUCGCCGUUCACGAGAACCACCUGGAACUGGUUCGCCAGCUGA
Fonsecaea erecta is the source of this 582-nucleotide messenger RNA. RefSeq lists its product as hypothetical. Bases 1 to 582 code for a protein of 193 amino acids. The transcript has a single exon. NCBI's taxonomy places the organism in Eukaryota, Fungi, Ascomycota, Eurotiomycetes, Chaetothyriales, Herpotrichiellaceae. The record is from RefSeq and is a predicted model, not a curated record.